Microthlaspi erraticum is the source of this 1293-nucleotide messenger RNA. The record is from the annotation of a GenBank genome assembly. Lineage: Eukaryota; Viridiplantae; Streptophyta; Magnoliopsida; Brassicales; Brassicaceae.
AUGGAUUCGGUACUUCCGGUGGCCAUCGCAUCAAUCAUUCUCGGUGCGGUGAUCGCCGUGCUCUUCUUCCAGACCUACUUCCGGAAGCGGACAUCGGAGGUUCAGUCCAUGGCCAAAGCGGAGCCUCAGAAUCCGACACGGAAUCCCAAAUCGAAUCAAACGUUCGCCAAGAAGAAUCAUCCCAAAUCUCACGCGGCCGAUAAGAAUCAGAUCAAGCGGCAUCACCCUCUAGACUUAAACACGUUGAAAGGCCACGGUGACUCUGUUACUUCCCUCUGUUUCUCAUCUGAUGGAAAAAGCUUGGUUACAGCUUGCAGUGAUGGAGUGAUCAGGGUCUUCAAGCUAGAUGAUGCCUCAAGCAAAAGCUUCAAAUUUUUAAGGAUAAAUCUUUCUGCGGGAGGGCAUCCAACCGCUGUGGCAUUUGCUGAUGAUGCCUCGUCUAUCGUUGUGGCUUGUAGUACAAUGACUGGUUCAUCUUUGUACAUGUACGGUGAAGAAAAGCAAAAGGAACAGCAGGCGAAGCUUCCACUUCCUGCGAUCAAAUGGGAGCGCCAUAAUAUCCAUGACAAGAAAGCAGUCCUUACCAUUUCUGGAGCAACUGCAACUUACGGUACUGCUGAUGGAAGUGCAGUCAUUGCUUCUUGUUCCGAAGGGACUGAUAUCAUACUUUGGCAUGGGAAAACCGGGAGGAAUUUGGGACAUGUUGAUACAAACCAGUUGAAGAACCACAUGGCAGCUGUAUCACCAAAUGGACGGUUUUUGGCAGCUGCAGCAUUUACUGCAGAUGUUAAGGUGUGGGAAAUUGUGUAUCAGAAAGAUGGUUCUGUCAAGGAGGUUUCAAGAGUGAUGCAACUUAAAGGCCACAAGAGUGCAGUGACUUGGUUAUGCUUUUCACCAAACUCAGACAAAAUCAUCACCGCUUCAAAAGAUGGUUCAUUAAGACUCUGGAACAUCAAUGUCCGGUAUCAUAUGGAUGAGGAUCCAAAGACCUUGAAGGUGUUCCCGAUUCCACUUUGUGACCCAGCUGGGAAUCCGUUGCACUAUGAUCGUCUCAGUUUAUGCCCUGAGGGGAAAAUACUGGCAACAAGCCAUGGUUCGACAUUGCAGUGGUUAUGUGCUGAAACUGGGAAAGUCUUGGACACAGCUGAGAAAGCCCACGAAGGGGAUAUCACAUGCAUUUCGUGGGCGCCUAAGGCUAUCGCAGUUGGGGAGAGCAAGGCAAUGGUUUUAGCGACAUCAGGCGUUGACAAGAAAGUGAAGCUGUGGGAAGCUCCAAAGUCACAAUCUUUGUAG